Microplitis demolitor is the source of this 1251-nucleotide messenger RNA. Its product is annotated as probable serine/threonine-protein kinase clkA. The transcript has 2 exons. Lineage: Eukaryota; Metazoa; Arthropoda; Insecta; Hymenoptera; Braconidae. The annotation marks the transcript as partial. The record is from RefSeq and is a predicted model, not a curated record.
AUGAUUACUGAAGAAAUGCGUUUAGAUAUCAGAGACGACAGUUACUUUUGGCCAAUGGUGCAGAAUGUCCAUGAUCUGAUUGAUAUUCCCUGUUCAGUUAUUAAAUGUUUGGAAGGAGAAUAUCCAACACUAUUGAAUUUAUCCAAAAAAUUGACUGAUGUGUACGGAGAUUUCAUUGACAAAUCAUAUUUUCUAGAAGAAAAAAGUCAAAGUUACGUUGAAGACAAGUACUUGGAGCGCAAAGAUUUCAUCUCUCAUCCGGUACAUUUUGCAGCGCAUUUGUUAAACCCUCAACUCUUCGAUUGUCCAUUGGUUAAAGGUGAUAAAAUCGAAGCAAAUAAUAAUAAUAAUAAUAAUAAUAAUAAUAAUAAUAAUAAUAAUAAUAAUAAUAAUAAUAAUAAUAAUAAUAAUAAUAAUAAUAAUAAUAAUAAUAAUAAUAAUAAUAAUAAUAAUAAUAAUAAUAAUAAUAAUAAUAAUAAUAAUAAUAAUAAUAAUAAUAAUAAUAAUAAUAAUAAUAAUAAUAAUAAUAAUAAUAAUAAUAAUAAUAAUAAUAAUAAUAAUAAUAAUAAUAAUAAUAAUAAUAAUAAUAAUAAUAAUAAUAAUAAUAAUAAUAAUAAUAAUAAUAAUAAUAAUAAUAAUAAUAAUAAUAAUAAUAAUAAUAAUAAUAAUAAUAAUAAUAAUAAUAAUAAUAAUAAUAAUAAUAAUAAUAAUAAUAAUAAUAAUAAUAAUAAUAAUAAUAAUAAUAAUAAUAAUAAUAAUAAUAAUAAUAAUAAUAAUAAUAAUAAUAAUAAUAAUAAUAAUAAUAAUAAUAAUAAUAAUAAUAAUAAUAAUAAUAAUAAUAAUAAUAAUAAUAAUAAUAAUAAUAAUAAUAAUAAUAAUAAUAAUAAUAAUAAUAAUAAUAAUAAUAAUAAUAAUAAUAAUAAUAAUAAUAAUAAUAAUAAUAAUAAUAAUAAUAAUAAUAAUAAUAAUAAUAAUAAUAAUAAUAAUAAUAAUAAUAAUAAUAAUAAUAAUAAUAAUAAUAAUAAUAAUAAUAAUAAUAAUAAUAAUAAUAAUAAUAAUAAUAAUAAUAAUAAUAAUAAUAAUAAUAAUAAUAAUAAUAAUAAUAAUAAUAAUAAUAAUAAUAAUAAUAAUAAUAAUAAUAAUAAUAAUAAUAAUAAUAAUAAUAAUAAUAAUAAUAAUAAUAAUAAUAAUAAUAAUAAUAAUAAUAAUAAUAAUAAUAAUAAUAAUAAUAAUAAUAAUAAUAAUAAUAAU